This is a messenger RNA of Acaulospora colombiana, 138 nucleotides long. The record is from the annotation of a GenBank genome assembly. Lineage: Eukaryota; Fungi; Glomeromycota; Glomeromycetes; Diversisporales; Acaulosporaceae.
UUCUAUCCAAGAUCAGCUAGCCAACGAACCAAUUACGAGUUGGUAGAGAAGAUUCAAGGGUUCACCAUGUCCAAUUCUAUGCUCUUUCCCAAUAUUAUCAUCACAUUCCCCGAAGUAAACCUACGAAUACAUGAUUAG